Messenger RNA from Dromaius novaehollandiae (emu), 7044 nucleotides. It is a transcript of the gene ARHGEF5, whose product is annotated as Rho guanine nucleotide exchange factor 5. The transcript is spliced from 16 exons. Gene Ontology annotation, cellular component: nucleus; cytoplasm. Lineage: Eukaryota; Metazoa; Chordata; Aves; Casuariiformes; Dromaiidae. Bases 324 to 5591 code for a protein of 1755 amino acids. Gene Ontology annotation, biological process: activation of GTPase activity; intracellular signal transduction. The record is from RefSeq and is a predicted model, not a curated record. Gene Ontology annotation, molecular function: guanyl-nucleotide exchange factor activity; protein binding.
GGGGAGCCUCGGCACUCAUGACAUACCUUCAGCCCCGCGCAAGGCAGGCAAACUUCGGGCGGGGGCCGUAGCCGGAGCGGCGCCGGGGGGGCAGCGCUGGCCUCGGCCCGAGGAUGUGAGCCCGGCACAGUGCUUGGUGUAAUCUCUUCUUGAGCUCAAGAGUGCUGACCCCGCUACUUCACCUCUCUUAAUGGGCUGUAUAGUGACAGAGUAGCCCAGUGGUGCAUGAAGAUCAGCAGCUUGGACCCAGUGGCUGUUUUCUGCAGCAGGAGACUUGCAGUAGGCUUCUCUUCCAUGGUGGAGGCGUCAAGGAUGUGUCUCUGAUGGAGCCUGAAGAAACCAGUGAGGGAGGUACCACUCCCCUGGAAGCCAGCAGCACCACUGGGGAGGCCUGGGAUUCUAUGGUAGCCAAAAAAGAACAUAAUGCUCCUCACACAUCAGUCAAGAUGAGCGCCAGCCCAUCUGACUCUGUAAAGGGAGGAGAGCUCAACCCUCCCCAGGACUGCCUUUCUGCUCCAGGGGAAGCAGCAGAGAUGCUGGGCAGAUCCUCUAACCCCGUGCAAAAAGUGCCAGCAGGACCGGAACUGGAGCAAAGUGAUGCAGGGCCUCAAAGAGGACUCUCAGAACAUGAAGGAGAGAUACUUUCAGAAGAGGGUGGAGUGGAUUGUUCUCUCAAACUUAACCAAGUAGAGCUUGCUGCCCUGGAAAGCAACCAGGACUCUUCCUUUCCCAGCACGGUCCAGGAUGGGCUGGCCCAUAGCAGCAACAUCAUCCUGCAGGCUGUGGACCUUGGCACUGAAUGUCCUCAGUGCCAUGCAGAACACAUGGCUCUUCACAGCUCAGAUACUCAGGCCCAGUGUCUGAAAUCUCCUUUGGCUGAUGCCAUUCCCUCUCAGAGAGAACCAACAAAGUGUUUCGUGGUGUGUAAAACCACUUCAGAGGGCCACUAUAAGGCCGAGCCUUUUCUGGAUAAGAUCUUGACAGAGUCUUUGCAGGAGGUUGAAGCUACUGAAGAGCAACAAAGCACCACAAAAGUGGUACCAGCAACUGAUGCAAAGCCUACCUCAAGGGUAGCAGCAGAAGACAAGCCUAACACUUCUGAAGAUGCUAAGGAAAGCAUAAGAGCACUGCAGGGUCAGGGAGGGAAUACAGAGUCAUCCUCUUCCCAUCAUGUGUCUUCCACCUUAACAGAUGACAGUCAGAUAAGUUCACUGCAUGUAGAAAGAAACAUCUUAGCUGGUGAGACAAGGAACAGCAGCAUGGUCAAGGACCAGGGAACAGUGAUGGUUCCUAAGCAAAAUUCAUCCGUUUCUGAAAGUCUUCAUCUUGAAGAAGAUGACCACAGAAAAAUUGAGAGCGCACCUGCCUCUCCAGUAGGGAGUGCUAUCCAAACAAAGGAUGCUGCUAUAAAAAUGGAAGAAAUGAAUGAUUCACAGCAUAAGCAACCACGACACAAGGAACCAGAACAGGAGGGGGCAGUGUCUGAACUUAAGCAGGCAGAGAAAGAAGAGGAGAAGAAAGAGUUCAAAGAGCAGAAUCUGCAGGAAAAAGGAAAACUAGAGCUGGAGCCCAAAGAUCAGAAAAACAAGGAAGGGAAUGAGCUGGAACAAGAACUGCAGAAGGAAAAGCUUGAACUGGGGGCUUUGUCAUCAGCCUUCAGUUCAGAGACAUCUAUUCCCAGAUACAAAGGAGACUUCUGUGAUUUGGAGAAUGGUUCUGUUUGCUCAGCUAAAGAAACAGCAUUUCUUCCUGGGGAAUCUGUCUCUGUGAGUCAGCAGCCUGGUGAAGAUGUGCUGCUGAAAGCCUAUGUCACAGCAGCAGAUUCUGGAUGUCAACCAGCUGCUGUCAGUCCUCUGUCAUCAAAUAGCCUGAACCCAGUGGAUGAAACUCCCAUGGUGCCCCCACACACAUGCCAUACCUCCGACCAGGUAGAAGACCUGGAAGACUCUGGCCGCUUUUCCAUCAGCGGUCAGGAUAGCGCAGCUGACUGGGAUGACAAAACAAAACUGAGCAAGGAGGAUGAGCACAGUGAUGGAAAUGGAAAGGCAGUCCAGAAGUUUGAUAAAAGAGAUGCAGCACUCUGUGAAGGAAUGGCAGCAUCCUUUAGUGCAGAGAACUCGGGAGCUUCUGUUCCAGCAUACUCUUCCUCUGGUACCAAGAACUUGGAGCCACCUGAUUUCAUAGAUGCUCAUUCCAUUACAGAAAAUUCGGGAAAAGCUGAGCUUCAUGACUUCGUUCCAGUUAUGCCCUUAGAGCUCACCUCAGGAGCUUCAACAUCUGGCCAACAUCAAGAGGAUGAUGAUGGAACACCCUCUGUCAGCUGUGAGGAAUGUCCCGGUGCCAACCUGGACAAAUUGCUAGAUUCUGUAGAGAAGCCAGCCAACCAAGGUGCUCCUCUGUAUGUGCAGGACCCAGCAUCAGGGGAAACUGGUAUUUUAACUACCGAUCCAGGGGAGGCCUACAUUUCUCAUGAACUGCUUACCUCUGAGGAAGGCUUUCAUAAAGGGCUUAGUGGCCUGUCUUCUUUCUCUGUAGUAUACAUGAGCUCUCCUCUGGAGGAGGAGAGCCCUCCUGGAGGUAGAGGGACAGUGACUUUUGUUGCAGGGCCUCUAGAAUCACCCCAAACACCAGACAGGACUUCCACUCCCCUGAGCUACCCAGAGACAAUUCAGCAUUACCAAAACCCCCCAGAAAAGGUUGCUGUUAUCCAAGGAAGUGAAAUGGAAGAAAAUGUGGCUCAUGAGGCACAACAAAUGCCUUUACUUGAUCGGUGUGACUGGAAUGUAAACCAAGAAGAACCUGGAUCCAGAAUCUCCAGUGUCCUGAGCACCCUAACUUGGCCCCCUGAAGAAGCUAUGGUACUUACUGUGAACCAGCAAGGACCAACUCUCUCCCCUGCACCUGAAUCAAGCCUACCUCUGGUAUCUAAGCCUGAUGCCAAACAGCUUCCACAUCCUCCAUCCCAUGUCCCAAGCCCCAGCCAGGUUCAGGCCCCUGCACUUAAUGCAAACCACCUUGCCCAGACUCCAAAUCUUGACAGUAACCAGCCACCAGCUCCUGUACCCUACUCUAGUCCACAUCUAAACUGUGCUAUAGACAAUAAUGACUUACUAGCCAUUCCCCCUGCUAUGAGCCACCCUCUCCAGACUGUCAGCGCUGUAUCUGAUUCUAACACUGUGGCCUCUGCUCCUGAUGCAGAAGUGGCAGAGAAAGAUGUCCUUGUUCCAGCAACUAAAGAGUGGGAGCUCUGUGACUCAGCUACCCAGGAUACAGAGACUUCUGAUGAUUCAGGGGUCAGUCUGUUGGCCAAAAACUUUUCUGCCAUUGGAAAUGAGCCAUUGACCAGCUGCUCUGACACCAGCCCUGAAACAAUGGAUCAGUAUAUGGAUAUACAAUGUGGAAAAUCCUCACCUGACCACAACUCUUGGCCCUCACUGGAAGGCCUGAGAAUGUCCAUGGACUCCAAAAAUAGAGACUCUGUACAGCCACUUCCGAUGCUAGCAUUCACCAAUCCAAUUCACUUCCUUCAGCUCAGCCCUACAUCACCACCAAGCACCAGAACAACCUGCAAAGAGGAGGUCUCAGGGGAGAUGCAGUGGGAGCAACAGGCAGACAUCUUUAGCAUGGACACAAAGAACAUCUCAGCUCUGGCAAUGAUUACAGAGAAAACAGAAGCUGAGAGGCAGGUCAAGCAAAGGCUGGAAGGACAAGAAGAAUGCCUUUCAGUAGCUCAGCCAAAGGAGGAAGUGACCAGACAUUCACCCUUGGAAAAAUCAUCAAGCUGGCCAGAUAAAAAAAUGAUGAGGGUGGUUGCACAGGAGCUGGGAUCCAGUCAAGAAAACCCAAUUAAACGCCGAGUAAAAAGCAAGGACUGGCACCGGCAGGGCCUGAAAAGGGUAUCAAUACCAUCAGACAUCUUGCAGGAAAUCUCUCCUGUCCCUUCAGAGGAAGAAGCGCCCAAGGCACGCAGGGAGCCACCAGUCAGUUCAGAAACAGUUAUAAUGCGAGAGAAGAAACCUGCAGAUGCAAGGGAGAACUUCAAACGCCGUCACUCCAAACUGAUCAACUCCUCAAGGUUGCUGUAUCAGGAGUACAGUGAUGUGGUUCUGAACAAGGCCAUUCAGAACCAGAAGAGAAUGGACUCUUUCUCAGAGGACAUAGAGUCAAGUUUCCCGAGCUCCCCAAGGCUACGGAGGAAAGUGCUCUCUCCUCAGGACUCAUAUUUGCAACGUCUGUCGGUCUCAUCUAAUGCAUCCCUCUGGCAGGACAUCCCCGUGAUACGGGGCAGCAGAAUGCUACUCAACAUGUCCUGUGAUGAGCAGAAGCUGCAAGAGGCCAAGUUUGAGUUGAUAAUGUCUGAGGCUUCAUACCUGCGCAGUUUAAAUGUGGCAGUGGAUCACUUCCAGCGAUCAUCAGAGCUCCAGGCCGUGCUCACUAAUCAGGAGCGUCAGUGGCUUUUUUCCCGUCUUCAGGAUGUACGAGAUGUCAGUGCCAGUUUCCUCUUUGACUUGGAGGAGAAAUUUGAGGAGGACAUGUUCACCUUCCAUGUGUGUGAUGUGGCUCUGAAGCACGCCCCUGAGUUCCGGAGGGUAUAUCUACCAUAUGUAACAAACCAGACAUACCAGGAGCAAACCUUCCAGCGGUUACUAAAUGGAAAUGCAGGCUUCCAACAAGUCCUGGAGAGACUGGAAAGUGAUCCAGUGUGCCAGCGCCUCUCACUUAAAUCCUUCCUCAUCCUCCCUUUCCAGCGCAUCACUCGACUCAAACUCCUCCUACAGAAUAUUCUGAAGAGAACCCGGCCUGGAUCUGAGGAGGAAGUGCAAGCAACACAAGCUUACGAUGCACUUGAGAAGCUCAUCAAGGAUUGCAAUGAAAAUGUCCAGCGCAUGAAAAGCACUGAAGAGCUGAUCUACCUCAGCCAGAAGAUUGAAUUUGAGUGCAAGAUAUUCCCACUCAUCUCACAAUCAAGGCGACUUGUGAAGUGUGGUGAGUUGACAGCACUGGACUUCAACACCCUGAGUCCAAAAUGGAAAGUCACCACCCGCCCCAUCUACCUACAUCUCUUCAAUGACUGCUUGCUCCUGUCCCGGCCAAAGGAGGGUGGACGUUUCGUUGUGUUUGACCAUGCUGCUUUCUCAGAUGUGCGUGGGGAGAAGUGUGAGAUGAAACUGCAUGGAACAAACAAAAACGUCUUCCGCCUCUUUCUACUUCAGAAUUACCAGGGCAAGAGAGUGGAGUUUCUGUUCCGUACAGAGACACAAAGUGAGAAGCUGCGGUGGAUCUCUGCUUUGGCUCCUCCGCGAGGGGAACCGGACCUCCUGGAGUGUCCUGAUGCACCACAAGUUCAAUGCAUAAGGACCUACAAGGCUCGAGAAAAUGAUGAGCUGGCUUUGGAGAAAGCAGAUAUCAUCAUGGUUAUGCAGAGCAGCACUGAUGGAUGGAUGGAAGGAGUGAAACUUUCUGACAGGGAGAGAGGCUGGUUCCCCUCAGAACAUGUGGAGUUGAUCUCCAGCAAACAUGCACGGCAGAAGAACCUGAAGGAGGAAGAACGUGUGAAGAAUGCUAAGCAGCAGGUCUUCUGCAAUAAAUAAGACUCUACUUUGUUUGGACCUGUACAGUCUCCCUGCCAUGGAUAAACCACCUUUUUCUUCUGUGCCUCAGAAUAAACACCUCUGCAAAGAGCAUAAUACAGCACUUGACAGAACGAGGUGCUUUUACCAAAGAAUGCGGGAAUUCAAUCAAGAAAAAUCAUUCACUUCCUGUGUGUCAUCAUGUCUACAGCAGCAGGAGGAAAAAGGUUGCAUAUAUUGCUUGCUUUGUGGUAGCAGAGAGGGACUUUAAUCAUACAGAGGUCUGGGAUCUGGACUUCUGAAAAUCUAUGCCUGGUUUUGCCACUGACAAAUUUCAGGACCUUGGGCAAGUCGCUUCAGAAUUCUGCCUCAGUUUUCCCAUCUGUGAAAUGGGGGUAAACUUACCUACCUCACUGAAUGUUGUGAGGCUAAAUUCAGUAGUAUUAGUAUACUAAGAGCUUCAAGUUCCUGAGAAGGAAGGUGCUAAGUGCAAAGCACAAUAUAGUCAAGGAGAGUUUUCCAUUUGAGUGUCCUCUUGAUAUCUUGAUAGUUUUGAUCUCCACAGUCUAAUUUCCAUUUAGGACAGUUUAACUACUUGACAGUAGAAGUCUGCUGGUUUUUAAAUAGGAACACUAUUUCAUUGUGCCUGAAUUUAGCUCACUCUCAGCAUAAUGUUAGAGUCUGUGACAGCAUUAGAAAAUCCACUUGAGUUAAGUAAAGUUUUCAGAAGCCACUGUGAUGGUUUCCCCCACCUUAAGGAGUAUCAAGUUGAUGAACUUCACUUUCACAAAGGUCACCUCUCUUCUGAACAAGUGUCCCAGUAAGGUAUCUGUACUCACCAUUUUUUUACCCUUCCUCCUACUCAAAGUAGAACAGUCACUUUUGACAAAGAUUUUUAUGACAUGUUGGUACAUGCCCUGUACAAAAUAACCAUGACUAGACAUAAACAGUAAAGUGGCACUUUCCUGCUGCUCUUAAUCUGAUAGCUGAUGUGGUAUAGCAUGCACCAUUUUGCACACUUAUAGAAAGCACUGAGACAGUUAGCCACUGUAGAUAAAGUCAAAAAUAUGUACCAGGGACUUUGUUCUUUUGUAGAACUCUUUGGUUUUAACUCCAGUUUACAUGCAGUCCUGCUUUUGUGCAGAACUUGUCUAUCUGAGGACAUGACUUCAACUGUAAAAUAUUUUUUCUGUGUUAAGUGUUUGCAUUCAGUUACAUCAAUGCAAGAUCAAGUAUGAGAAUCAAUAUACCAAAGAAAACAAUGUAUAGCCUUCUUGCCUUUAAUAUAUUUGAAGAAUUAGUUAUCUUUGUAUCUCCAGCUUUCCGUCUCUGUAACAUUCUGCCUUUAAUUCCCAUUUACAUUGUACCUGGCAUAGCUUAUUCCAGCCUAUUUAUAUCAAUAAUUUUAGCUGGAUUGAAAAAAAAUGCUUUUAGUCCUAAUAAACUGAUGCACUUCUCCAGUUAAGAUAUACAA